Astyanax mexicanus (Mexican tetra) is the source of this 1717-nucleotide messenger RNA. Its product is annotated as zinc finger protein 239-like. Bases 420 to 1352 code for a protein of 310 amino acids. The transcript has 4 exons. NCBI's taxonomy places the organism in Eukaryota, Metazoa, Chordata, Actinopteri, Characiformes, Acestrorhamphidae. The record is from RefSeq and is a predicted model, not a curated record.
CUCAGAAAGACCUUCAGUUUAUGAAGAGACGCUGCGUUACGACACAGACGACUGAUUUUACUGCAGAAUCCAGAAAUAUAAAGGUUCCCCUGAGAAAAGUGAGCCCCUUUCCCUCCCAAUCGGUGGAACCUCCCGGUGGGUUAAAACAACCCCUGAACUGGAGCGAUUUGGGUCCCCAGCUUUAUUAAAGACAGGAACAGGAGGGGUCGGUGUCGGCAGUGUUCAGCUGUGUGUGAUUGAAGAAGAGUAAAUGAUGGAUCUUCAGAACUCCAGCAGUGGAGGAGGACCUCCUGUCCUAAAAAUAAACAACAAGGAUAUUUAAUAAAGAACAGUGUUAAACUGCUGAAAGAGGUGAAGCACAAGCCAUCCAGAAGAAUCUCCUGAAAACGCAGAAAUUGUUUGCUACAUUUCACAGACAGAUGGAGCCAAGUCCCGACAUGGAGAAACAUCAGCACUCUGUCAAGAGUUUUACUAAACAGAGUGAUAUCAAAAAACACCAGCGCAUUCACACAGGAGAGAAACCGUAUCACUGCUCAGACUGUGGGAAGAGUUUUACUACACAGAGUGAUCUCAAAAAACACCAGCGCAUUCACACAGGAGAGAAACCGUAUCACUGCUCAGACUGUGGGAAGAGUUUUACUCAACAGAGUACUCUCACAAAACACCAGCGCAUUCACACAGGAGAGAAACCGUAUCACUGCUCAGACUGUGGGAAGAGUUUUAAUCAACAGAGUACUCUCAAACUGCAUCAGCGCAUUCACACAGGAGAGAAACCGUAUUACUGUUUCGACUGUGGGAAGAGUUUUACUCAACAGAGUCAUCUCAAAAAACACCAGCGCAUUCACACAGGAGAGAAACCGUAUUACUGCUCUGAUUGUGGGAAGAGUUUUACUACACAGAGUCAUCUCAAACUGCACCAGCGCAUUCACACAGGAGAGAAACCGUAUCACUGCUCAGACUGUGGGAAGAGUUUUACUCAACAGAGUGAUCUCAAAAAUCACCAGCGCAUUCACACAGGAGAGAAACCGUAUUACUGCUCCGAUUGUGGGAAGAGUUUUACUGAACAGAGUAGUCUCAAAAAACACCAGCGCAUUCACACAGGAGAGAAACCGUAUCACUGCUCGGACUGUGGGAAGAGUUUUACUCAACAGAGUGAUCUCAAAAAUCACCAGCGCAUUCACACAGGAGAGAAACCGUAUUACUGUUUCGACUGUGGGAAGAGUUUUACUCAACAGAGUAAUCUCAAAAUACACCAGCGCAUUCACACAGGAGAGAAACCGUAUCACUGUUUCGACUGUGGGAAGAGUUUUACUUUACAGAGUGUAUUACAUCAGUGCAUUCACAAAAGAUAGAAAAGUAUCCCAAAUCUGUUCCUCUGCCAUAAAAAUGCAAACCUUAAAUCUUUCAGACAGCCAAAAACACCUCAUCAUGCACAAAAUCUUCACUCUGUUACAAGAACUUCAUUUAAAAAUGGCUUUUUACAGGUUCAGAAAAAUGAAUCUUAUCCAGAGAUGAUGUUUACUGAAUUUCAUGCUGUGUUUUUAUGUUUGUUUGUAUACCUACAUUAGUUAAUGCCUGCAGAGCUCUUCAACACUUAGUGUUGUGUUUUAAGAAGUUUUUACACACAGAAUCAUAAAUGGUACCACUAACAGCAUAAACUAGGAACAUACAUUUUUACAAUUUUUUCAGUGAUAUGCUGAAUAAAUAGUAAAGCGAU